Molecule: messenger RNA, 6146 nt
Organism: Diceros bicornis minor
Lineage: Eukaryota; Metazoa; Chordata; Mammalia; Perissodactyla; Rhinocerotidae
Gene: TANGO2
Product: transport and golgi organization 2 homolog
Exons: 9
Coding region: 4352-5248 (298 amino acids)
Biological process (GO): protein secretion; Golgi organization
Cellular component (GO): Golgi apparatus
Source: RefSeq, a predicted model, not a curated record
ACGGGCAGGACGGGGCCGCAGCUCCCGCCGUGCCUCAGUUUCCCCUUCUCUAGGCGUGGAACGGAAAUCUAGCGGCCGAGCCCGGGGAGUCCCAGCCGAGCCCGGGGAGUCCCAGCCAAGCGCGGCGGCAGGAGCGCCCUGCGCGUCCCUGGAAGACAUUCCCGGUGGUCCCGGCCGGAAUGGGGUGCGGGGCCGCUGGCAGGCGGAGCCUGGCUCGCUGUGGGGAAGCAGACUGGAGGGAGCUGCGUGGUCACUGCGGGGUGGUGGGCCACGGCCUCGUCCGCUCCGAGCCCUGAGUCACGCUGCUGCCUCCCCGCGUCUUGCUGCGGGGGCAGCGGGGUGAUCGCUGAUGCCUGUCUGGGUAGGCAGCAGGUGCUGGGUCAUCCCGGCGCCUGGACACGGCCUUCCUGGGGUGGCUCGGGGAGUCAAACCCCUCCCUCGAGGGCGUCAGGGGUGGGGGCAGGGCAGGGUUGUGCCCAGGGCAAGGCCUGCCCAACAGCUGGCCUUGGAGACCACUUCCACGCCCCCAGCACCUCUCAUGCUUCCUCACUCCGGGCCGCAGCUAGAGUGAACGUCCUGCUCUUAAACCUCAGGCCCCCUUCCUCCAAACGGGAUGUCACAUGCUCAGCACAGGCGGGGCCUGGCCUCCUGCUCUGGGCCUGCUGACCGCUGUUUUGUUGCUGCUGUUUGAGCUCAGAGCCCUCUUCCAUGAGGCAGAUGUGAUGUGAUGGCAGCUGUAAGGGGUGCCUCCAGCUGGUAGCCUUCAAAAGUACUUUCUCGCACUUGCUUGUUAAUCCUUUGGGCAACCUUUUGGGGCAUGUGUUCUUUGGCCAAAUGCUGUGAAGAAUACUCAAGCUGAGGGACAGAUGGUGUUCCCAAGGUCACUCAGAGCCAGGCCAGCUCCUAGUGGCUCUGCUCCUCCUGGGCCCGUCUCCUGGAGCCUUCCUCAUCAGGUGACUGGUCAGGUGGGGUGGGGGCAGCUGGAGAGGGUGGCUGUGUUGUGUUGGCAAGUGGACACACCAGAGCUUCUGUCCCCCUCCACAUAGCCCCCCGGGAUCUCAGUGCUCCCGUGGGGCAGAGUGAGUUGUCCUGGUGCUCCCACCCCUGCAGGCCUCUGACCAUUCACCUCAGUCCUGUGGCUUCAUGUUACUGGCAUGUGCGCAUGCCCCUUGGUCCAAGGGCGUGUUUAUGUUACUGCAGGCCCCUCGGUCCAGGCCUGUUCCAGCGUGUUUGACAACAGCCCUUCUCCAGAUGAAUGCAGCAGGCUAUCAGCUCUGCCCCAGCCGCCCAGCCCCUCAGCUGUUACUGCUUCAUGCUUCCUCUGUGUCAUUUGUGAGCUGUCGUUUUGAUCAUGUUUCACCGUGGGUGUAACCAUGGGCAGUGUCCUGGGGACUCAUUCUUGUACAGGCUUCCACCCCAGGGGGCAGACUCUCUAGACACACUGUGGAUGCUGCUUCCGAAGACAUCCAUGGAGAGAAACGGCCUGGGGCAGGGGGACGGAGAAGGCCUCUGGAAGUGGGGCCACGCUUGUCGUUGACGCUCCAGAUGUGUGAGAACUGGGUCCAUCUGCUGCUAAGAUGUCAGUCGGCACGUGAGGGCAGCACCACACAGUCUGGCAUCUGUCGAUCUGGACCAUGGGGUUUGGUGAUGGGCUUCAUGAAAACAAGGUCGCCUCAGAUCCAGUGAGCUGCUCUUUUUGGGUUAUCAGUGCAGCUUUUUCCUUUUUCUUUCAGUUUUUUUUUUAGAUUGCAAAACAAUAUAUGCACACUUAAGAGUAAAAAAGUCUGGCCUCGUCUCCUGGUGCUGCUAACACUCGGGGUGCGUCCGUUGAGGUCUUCGGGACCAUGCUAGCUUUAAGAGCUUGCUUUUAUCCUCUUUUGAGGGGUUAGUGGGAGUGGUCUUUCCUUCUUUGUUAAUCCCAUGGGCCACAGGGGCCACUGUGAGGCUGAGCUGGCCCCUGGCUUGUAGAGAAUCCCAUUGUUCCUGCCAGGAGGAGCCGAGGAGCUUUCUGUAAUGCUCACUGUGUCCCUCAUUUGUGCUGCUCCUUCGAACUGUGAAGGGACAAUGAUACUUGGUGUGAGGCUGAAUUAGUGCUCCAAAAUGUCUCAAAGAUCUUAGGAGAGAGUAUAACUGUAGAAAAUUUGUCAUGGUGAAAUGCCAAACAGCAAAGCGUAGAUUGUGGAGCUCUCAGUCGCCAAGCGGGGAGGAAGGUGGAGUGCUGCAGGGCUGGCUGCUCAGAAUACUUACAGAUGUCAGGGCUUUCUCAGCCAAGGCCCUGGGAACAGCGACACUGUGUUCCCAUGUGUGUUUACCUCCUCUGCUGGCAGCCGCUGGGAGGAUGUCACACGUCAGGCAAAAAGAAGCUCAUGCUUUCCAGCUCCAACCCUGGGGGCUGCCACAGCGACAGCGUGGCCGCACGGGGUGGGGAUGGGUUACCUGACUUCUCAGCCCUGCCUCUUGAAGCCCGAGGGACCCCAGCCUUUGCACAGCCUCUCAAGACCAGAUGGAUGGGCUGGCUGGCCUUAAAAAUGUACUCCCAAAUGUGUAAAGUGCUUGGCAUAACGAAACGGGGCUGCAGAUUCUAGGGCCCAGUUAACCCUUGUCCAGAGCCUUGAUGUGUGCAGGUCUCCGGGUAGGAGACAGAUUUCACGUGAACUGGGAGCCUCACUUUCUUGAGUAUCUUGGCCCCCUCGGCCCUGUGUUCUGGUGAAAAUACCUCCCUUGCGUGCGUCCCUGUCAUUCAUUGCUGCAUCCUGACUUGGUGCAUCUCCCCUCCGACCAGAUGCCCUGUUUGCCUUUUUAGUUGACAAAGGAAAGAGUUCCUGCUGAGGGUGCAGGCCCCCCUUACCUCGUCGCCCCCGGUUGUCAGAUGUGGCUUCACUCUCCACUCAGGCGGGUGGCGUUGUGCAGAGCUCACAACGGCCCAGCUGUGCUGGGUGCUCCUCUGAGGCCUUUUCAGCCAGGGCUGAGUCCGUUCUUGUCCAGUCUCCCGUGCACAGCCUCUUCUUCCGGCCUUUCCUUCCUCGCCUCCCCCGGCCCAGAGGGACAUCUUGAAGCCGGUGGGGGAAGGGGGGCACAAUCUGUCCACUUGCUUCUGAUGCGCAGCUCUUGUGAAUGGACAGCCUGUUUUGCCCUGACACAGAACAUGCCUACCAUAAGAGUGUGCACGUUUCAGGUGUCUGGCUCUGUGGAUUGUGUGGUGAGUCCAGCCACGCGUUGUGUAAAGCCACAUGUCUCCCUUGUGUCCCCGUUGUCCCCUAAUCCAAGUGUUCCUGCCCUGACUUCUGUCCACACGGAUGAGUGCAAGUGCCGAGUGGUGUGCUCUCUCCUGGCUGGGGCCUCCCGCUCUGCCGCACGCUGCUUGGGUGCACGAACACCACUGUGAUGGACACAGGGUGGCUUCCAGUUCCGCGCUGCGGACUUGCUUGUCUGUGUCACUUCAUGGACCCGAGCGCCUGCAUAGCACUUGGCAUAGUGAGUGGGGUCGGGUGUGGCACGCUCAGAGUUUUAGAAGAUUCUGUGGAUAGCCAAGAGGGAGACUUGCCUUCCGGAUACUAGAGUGUGUGCUGAAGCUAAGGUACUUAAGCCCGUGUGUCAGGGGCCUGGUGACACAUGCAGAGCCCUAGGGGCCAUGUGACUGGAUGUCUAAAGUGUGGCUCAGGUGGGGCAGAUGACCUGCCGGUGGCUGGGAUGCAUGGGGGAUCUGUACCUCCUACCACUCACACAGGCAGACCACAGCCAGAUCCAAGAAGUAAGCUAAACCACAACCAUACAAGGAAGUCAAGAGGAGGGGCUCUUACUUCAGGACAGGGAGGGUGAACGCUGUGCAGUAAAGAUAAGGAAACUCGUGGUGAAAUAACAGACCGUUUCUGGUAGGGAGCACCCCAGGCAAGGCUGCAAGGAGUAGGGAUGCUGGGAGGAAACGUUUGCGGCUCGGAGAGCAGUCGGGGCGUGCCUGCCUACACCACGGCAGCCGCGCUGCAGAUCAGUGAGACAGCGGCCUAGAUUCAGUACCCAAACCAGGGACUCGUGGACAUGGGUGUGCAGGUGGCCAUUAGACACGCAGCCACUGGGGGAUGCCAUGGUGAGGGUGUUUCCUGCCACCAGAGGGUAAGCAGCGGCAGGUUCUGGUGCCAUUGGGGGACACCCCCUCUCAUGGCAGGCAGUACCUUUUUUGGAGGGAGUUGGGCUGGGUCUGUUCAUUUAAGAGCAUCACCCUCUGACCAAGCCAUCCUGCCUCCUGGGUCUCUGUCCUAGGAAGGUCCUCAGCCCAUUUGCAAAGCGUGUGCACGGGGAGGAAACUUGACAGGACCGAAAUGCCAACCAGAGCCAAGAGGCAGAGUGAAGGCACAUGUCCCCUGGGAAAGCAGGGCAGCGACCACGUGACCUGUGCGAGCAAAGCCACUCUCGGGGACCCAUGUGCAUCAUCUUCUUUAAGUUUGAUCCUCACCCCGUUUCCAAAAAUGCAUACAGGCUUAUCCUGGCAGCCAACAGGGAUGAAUUCUACCACAGACCCUCCAAGUUAGCAGACUUCUGGGGAAACAACAACGAGAUCCUCAGUGGGCUCGACAUGGAGGAAGGCAAGGAAGGAGGCACGUGGCUGGGCAUCAGCACGAGGGGGAAGCUGGCGGCACUCACCAACUACUUGCAGCCGCGGCUGGACCCGGAUGCCCGGGGCCGAGGUGAACUUGUGGCCCACUUUCUGACCACUGAUGUGGACAGCUUGACCUACCUGAAGAAGGUCUCCGCGGAGGGCCACCUGUACAACGGCUUCAACCUCAUAGCAGCUGACUUGAGCACAGAGAAGGGAGAUGUCGUUUGCUACUAUGGAAACCGCGGGGACCCUGAGCCUGUGGUCCUGGCCCCAGGGAGCUACGGGCUGAGCAACGCGCUGCUGGAGACGCCCUGGAGGAAGCUGUGCUUUGGGAAGCAGCUCUUCCUGGAGGUUGUGGAACAGAGCCAGGCACUCCCCAAGGAUGCCCUCAUUGCCCAGCUCCUGGAUGUGCUCAACAACGAUGAGGCGCAGUUGCCAGACCCGGCCAUUGAGGACCAAGGCAGGGAAUACGUUCAGCCCAUUCUGAGCAAGUACGCGGCUGUGUGUGUGCGCUGCCCGGACUACGGCACCAGAACCAACACGGUUAUCCUCGUGGAUGCGGAUGGGCACGUGACCUUCACAGAGCGCAGCAUGCUGGACAAGGACCCCUCCCACUGGGAGACCACCACCCAUGAAUUCAGGCUGCAGAGCUAACCCCCACCCCCAAGUGUGGCCAGCGGGCUCCCGGAGGGCCCUGCCUUGAGGGCCAGUGUGGAUGAGAAUCUUCCACAGCCACAUGUACUGCCUGUGACUUGGCCAGUGUCCCCCAGGACCAGGGCCCUCUGAUUUGUGUGUGAUCCAUCUGUGUCCCUGUGUCCAGCUCAGGGUCCACCCUUAUGCCAGUGGGAAUGACAGAGUCCCAUGGCCAGGUCUGGGGCAGGCCCAGAUGUGCUGCGCAUGUGUGAAUGCAUCUGGGCCUGUCCCCUGGCCAUGCACAGAGGCACAGAUGCACAGGCACACACGUCCACCCAUAGGGCAUGUACACACACGCAUGUACACACGCUCGAAUGUGCACACACUCCCAGGCAUACACACACACGUGUGCCAGAUAGGCAGCGGUGUGCCUCUCGCACCCACACAUGUUUCUGGCCAGUGGGUCUUUGCUUUGAACAAUGUAACAGAAGUAGACUUUUGUUUGAAAGCAGCCUCUCCUCUCCUGGGGUAGUCCAGUUCCCAACAAUCAGACCUGCUCUUGGAGGGGAAACAGGCCACAUCUGGAAUGAGGAACGAUAAAGACCUGAGAAAAACCCACUGUCAUAACAGAAGCACAGGUCUGGUGGUCCUUUGUGCACUGGGGGGUCCCCUGUGCAUGGGGCGGUCCUGUGGGAGGAGUGAUUCCCCCAUGCCCCGGGGGUCCUGUGUGCACUGGGGUGCCUCGGCAGGCUCUCAGGCCCCUGCCUGCCCGAUGAGGGCCAUGGGUUCUGGGGAGGCCCAUCUCAGUGAGGGGACACAGCCAGCCCCUGCUGUUUCCUUUCCCAGUGGGGAGUCAGAUUUCAUGGGAAUCUGUACUUGAACGUGAGACAUUGAUAAUAAAACUCUGAUGCUGUGGUGA